AUGGACGACAUCGACCUCCCCGCCCUGCGGGACAACCUCAUCACCAUCGCCCUGCAGGCGGGCUCGAUGAUCACCGCUGCAUCGUCGUUGUCCUUGAACAGCGGCAGCCCCGGCACGCAGCCGAAAGCGGCCACGUCGACGAAGAAAAACUCGGCCGACCUGGUCACGGAGACGGACAAGGCGGUCGAGGACUUCAUCUCCAGCACGCUGAAACGGCUGUACCCGACGUACGAGUUCAUGGGCGAGGAGACGUACGUCCCGGGCAACAAGCUCGGGCCGGCGCCGACCUUCAUCGUCGACCCGAUCGACGGGACCACGAACUUUGUCCACGGCUGGCCCUACGUGAGCGUCAGUCUGGGGUUCGCGGUGAAUCGCGUGCCCACCGUCGGCGUGGUGUUUAACCCGUUCACACGCAAGCUGUACCACGCGAUCAAGGGCCGGGGGAGCUACCUGCGGAUUGUGCAAGAAGAAAGCACGGCUUCGUCAGUGUCUUCUUCGGCCACGGCAGACGGGGCCGACACGAAGCUGCCCCUGAGAUAUCCCGGCGCGGUGGCCGGACUGGACGAGUGCGUCGUGGCGAUCGAGUACGGCAGCGACCGAACGGGGACGAACUGGCGCACCAAGAUCGAGACGUGGGCGGCCCUGGGCGCCAGCAAGGACGAAGGCGGUGCCAUGGUCCACUCGGCCCGCGCACUGGGCUCCGCCGCCCUCAACCUGUGCGCCGUCGCCGAGGGCUCCAUCGACGUCUACUGGGAGGGCGGGUGCUGGGCCUGGGACGUCUGCGCCGGCUGGGUCGUGCUCACAGAGGCCGGCGGCCUGGUCGUCGACGGCAACCCCGGCGCCUGGGACAUCCCCAUCGAUCACAGAAAGUACCUCGCCGUGCGGGCGGCGGAGAAAGGCCAGAAGGAGCUGGUGCAGGAAUUCUGGUCAUUUAUCAAGGGCCGUAUGGAGUAUGAGCAUUGA
Fonsecaea nubica is the source of this 963-nucleotide messenger RNA. RefSeq lists its product as hypothetical. Gene Ontology annotation, biological process: inositol metabolic process; phosphatidylinositol phosphate biosynthetic process; signal transduction. Gene Ontology annotation, molecular function: inositol monophosphate 1-phosphatase activity. The record is from RefSeq and is a predicted model, not a curated record. The transcript has a single exon. Bases 1 to 963 code for a protein of 320 amino acids. Lineage: Eukaryota; Fungi; Ascomycota; Eurotiomycetes; Chaetothyriales; Herpotrichiellaceae.